Molecule: messenger RNA, 1103 nt
Organism: Desarmillaria tabescens
Lineage: Eukaryota; Fungi; Basidiomycota; Agaricomycetes; Agaricales; Physalacriaceae
Product: ribosome biogenesis regulatory protein-domain-containing protein
Exons: 5
Coding region: 73-1029 (318 amino acids)
Biological process (GO): endonucleolytic cleavage in ITS1 to separate SSU-rRNA from 5.8S rRNA and LSU-rRNA from tricistronic rRNA transcript (SSU-rRNA, 5.8S rRNA, LSU-rRNA); ribosome biogenesis; ribosomal large subunit biogenesis
Cellular component (GO): nucleolus; nucleus; preribosome, large subunit precursor
Molecular function (GO): protein binding
Source: RefSeq, a predicted model, not a curated record
CUGGCGUUGUUUGGCGCCUUCGGGAUCAACAAAUACACCCGGUUUUCUUUGCACCUUUCUCAUUUAUCCACCAUGGAUGUCUCGAAUAUCUUGGCCUCGCAUGCCGCAAAAUAUCAACCGGUAACGGUUGAAAAGGAAACGCCGCUCGACGUUGAUGUAGGGUACCUCACGGUAAUGGACCCGAAUCCCAUUGAUGAGGACAGCUACAAAUCCAAUCUUGAAGAACAUCUGCAGUCUCUUGCACGCGACGGGGUGCAAUCACUGUUUUCGUCUCUUUUUACGCUUCCUACAAAAAGUUCUGACGAUGGUCCUCUGGCCCAGUUAGCACCCCCAAAAACUCAGUUACCCCGCGCCAAACCUUUACCAAAACCCAAGCCACCCACCAAAUGGGAGCAAUUCGCUGCAGCGAAGGGUAUCCAGAAGAAGAGAAGGGACAAGAAGGAGUGGGACGAGGAAAGACAAGAAUGGGUUAACAGUUGGGGAAGAGACGGGAAGAAUAAGCAGCUUGAAGAGCAAUGGAUUACAGAGGUGCCUCUCAAUGCCGAUGUCGAUCACGACCCUCGGAAAGUAGCGCGCGAGGAACGCAAAGCAAGAGUAGCCAAAAACGAAAAGCAACGAGAGAAAAACCUUGCCCGUGCACAGGGCCCUUCGUCCUCAGUAGCAGAUACAAAUCCCCGUGAACAACGGAAGAAAGAGAUAGCUAAGACACUUUCUUCGGCGCGGGUAAGUACCGCAAGUAUGGGUCGCUUCGAUAAGAAACUCGAGGGCGAGAAGAAGAUGCGUGGUGUGAAACGAAAGUUCGAUGCCAAUGAGCAACCUGUUGAACACGAAAAGAAUGCAUCUCUGGCUCUACUAUCCAAAAUGGAAAGCGACGCCAAGAAGACGAGGGCAGCCCCGCCAUCUGGAGACGGUGUCGUCAAUGUUCGGAAGGCUGUGAGGUUCGCGAGCAAAGGCCGAGGAGGUAUUGCUCUUGGUAGAGACUCGUCCGGUGGGAGCACGAAGCGCAAGCAGAGUGCGAAAAGAAGAUGAACUAUUGGUUGACUUCCGUUCUUUAGAUUUGUCUGUACCUACUACUUGAAUAUGUUUUGAGUGGGAACUCGCUG